AUUGCUGCACUAGGUCACAAAUUAAGUUUCCAGGACUCAUUGAAUCAUGGCUUCUUCCCUUCGAUCAUGGAGCUUGUGCUUCUUAAUGGCAUCCAUAUUGGCAAUCAGCAGCAAGUCAACAAUGGCAAACUUCCAACCGAGCCCGUGGCAACUUGCCCAUGCAACCUUUUAUGGUGACGAAACAGCCUCCGAGACCAUGGGGGGAGCUUGUGGGUAUGGAAAUCUAUUUGCUAAUGGUUACGGAACAGAUACAGCAGCCUUAAGCUCAACUUUGUUCAACAAUGGAUACGCUUGUGGGACUUGUUACCAGAUAAAGUGCUUUCAAUCACCGUGGUGCUAUAGUGGGGUAACAUUCACAACAGUAACCGCUACGAACCUUUGCCCACCAAAUUGGUCACAGGACUCCAAUGCUGGUGGGUGGUGCAACCCACCUCGAGUCCACUUUGACAUGUCCAAGCCUGCUUUUAUGAAAAUUGCUCAAUGGCAGGCCGGCAUUGUCCCAGUCAUGUACCGCAGGGUACCAUGUGGAAGGACCGAUGGCCUUAGAUUCUCUUUCCAAGGAAAUGGGUACUGGUUGUUGGUGUAUGUGAUGAACGUUGGAGGUGGAGGAGACAUUGCUAAUAUGUGGGUGAAGGGAAGCCAAACAGGGUGGAUAAGCAUGACCCAUAAUUGGGGAGCUUCAUACCAAGCAUUUGCAACUCUUGGAGGCCAACCUCUUUCCUUUAGGAUCACCUCUUACACAACCCAGGAGAUUAUUAUAGUUUGGAAUGUCGCCCCUGCUAAUUGGCAAGUAGGAUUGACUUAUGGAACCAGUCUCAACUUCCAUUGAUAUACAACUUCACCAUGGCCUCUGAAACAAAGCAAUGGUUUUUGAACUGUUAACAAUAGUGGCCAACUUAGGAACACCAAUAUAUAUCAAGUUUUAUUUCUUCUUUUUUUUUUUUUUUUAUUAUAAUUAUUUGCUGAGUACAUGUUUUACCGGUCUAGUUUGCCAAGACAAUGGUAAUUGUAAGGAUUUUAUUUCUGUACUGUACCUAUUAUUGUCUAUCUUCACUUCAAAGGAAUGAAACUCUAUCAUUUUUAUA
Quercus robur (English oak) is the source of this 1085-nucleotide messenger RNA. Its product is annotated as expansin-A7-like. Gene Ontology annotation, cellular component: extracellular region. NCBI's taxonomy places the organism in Eukaryota, Viridiplantae, Streptophyta, Magnoliopsida, Fagales, Fagaceae. The record is from RefSeq and is a predicted model, not a curated record. Bases 47 to 829 code for a protein of 260 amino acids. The transcript is spliced from 3 exons. Gene Ontology annotation, biological process: plant-type cell wall organization.